ACACCGGGGGACACAAAUACACCAGUGUAAAUAUACCCUUAGGGUUUACACCAGUGUAUUGCAUUUCUUUAUUAGAACGGCCUAAACACACAUUUAAAUUUACGAACACAAACAUAACUUAUACAUCUUUAGACUUCCACCAUCUUUCAAACAUCUGAUUUAAGCCUUGUACAAGUUCAAGUACUGUAAGACCCCAAAAUGUCAUGCGAUAAUUUAGCAGAAGGGAUAGAGGAGUUAGAACCAUCAGAACUGGGAACUAAGGAGUACUGGGAGAAGAGUUACCAGCUGGAGCUCAACAAUUUCUCCGACCACGGGGACGUUGGGGAGGUGUGGUUCGGAGAGGAGGCCGGGAUGAGAAUGAUUAGUUGGUUGGUUAAAAAUCCUGAUCUUGUGGCUCCGACAGAUAGUAUCCUUGACAGUGGUACAGGGAACGGAAUGCUUUGUGUUGAUAUGGCGAGGGAAGGGUUCUCAAAUAUUACUGGUGUUGAUUAUUGUCAAGAAGCUAUUGAUCUCGCAGAUAAGGUUGCUAAGGAGUCUGGGGUCGAAGUUAAAUUUGAAGUUGGAAAUAUACUACACAUGGAUUCUGCAGCACUAAAAGCAAAAUAUAAAGUUGUCACUGAUAAGGGCACAUUUGAUGCUAUAAGUUUGGGAGGCAGUGCAAAGGAGGACAAAGAAACAUACCUGAGAAACACAUUUAAUCUUCUGGAAGAGUCCGGAAUAUUUUUAAUAACGUCCUGUAACUGGACUAAAGACGAGUUAAUCAAACAGUUUGAGGAGUACUUUCACCCUCAUCAUGUCAUUCCAACCCCGGUGUUCAGUUUUGGCGGAAAAACCGGGAACAUGGUCUCCAGUGUUGUGUUCAAAAAGAGAAAAUCGUGAUUUUUUUCAGA
Eurytemora carolleeae is the source of this 890-nucleotide messenger RNA. Its product is annotated as EEF1A lysine methyltransferase 2-like. Lineage: Eukaryota; Metazoa; Arthropoda; Copepoda; Calanoida; Temoridae. Bases 199 to 879 code for a protein of 226 amino acids. Gene Ontology annotation, biological process: peptidyl-lysine monomethylation; peptidyl-lysine dimethylation. The transcript is spliced from 6 exons. The record is from RefSeq and is a predicted model, not a curated record. Gene Ontology annotation, cellular component: cytoplasm. Gene Ontology annotation, molecular function: protein-lysine N-methyltransferase activity.